AUGUGUGGAAAUGAAUCGAUAAUUCUUGAUGGUGACUCUAAACCUGGUACAUUUUUCCAAUUAACAAGCAGCAGUAAAUAUCAGCCGAAUUUCCAGUGUUCUAUCAAAUUUCGUACGGCUCAACAAACACAACGAUUUGUUAUUACAAUAGAAAAAAUGAAUAUUGUUAAUUGUCCAAAUGAUUUAUUAAAAAUAUAUGAUGGUUCAACAUUACUUAAUAAAGAUGUUACACAACAAUGUGGUACGCCUUCUUUAUUCACUUUUACUACUACAACAGGACAAGCAACAUUUACAUUUACCAGUGGUCCAGGUACUAAAUCAUCUGGUUUUCAAAUAGCUGUUGCACUUCAUUUUCCAGGUAAAUGA
Messenger RNA from Rotaria sp. Silwood2, 366 nucleotides. Lineage: Eukaryota; Metazoa; Rotifera; Eurotatoria; Philodinida; Philodinidae. The record is from the annotation of a GenBank genome assembly.